Corticium candelabrum is the source of this 817-nucleotide messenger RNA. RefSeq names its product TBC1 domain family member 7-like. Bases 6 to 665 code for a protein of 219 amino acids. The record is from RefSeq and is a predicted model, not a curated record. Gene Ontology annotation, molecular function: GTPase activator activity. Gene Ontology annotation, biological process: negative regulation of TOR signaling; activation of GTPase activity. The transcript has 5 exons. NCBI's taxonomy places the organism in Eukaryota, Metazoa, Porifera, Homoscleromorpha, Homosclerophorida, Plakinidae.
CUGACAUGGCGUAUCAUCAACGCAACUUCAGAUCUUUUUACUACGAAACUUUAGGAGUUAAAGGAGUCGAGGAGAAGAAAUCACUCGAAAUUUUACUUCAGGAGCAGGACAUCGAUAAGGAGCGACUGGAAACGUUUUGUCUCAAGUUCAACGUGCCGUCCUUGUACAGAGGUGUAGUGUGGAAGCUUGUGCUUGGCGUUUUACCGGCUCAUCAAGGAAUUCAUCACUACGUGACGUCACAACAGUGCGCGCGCUACGAGGCAUUGAAGCAUACAUUGGUGGUGAUUCAGAGGACUUGUGCUACGUUCCCUGACAUUCCGUCGGUGUAUUUGCAGCUUAGAUUGAUGGAGAGAGGAGAGUUGUUAAUGAAGACGCCGACGAAUGGAGUGGCAAUUUGCCCUCAUAAUCAUUGUGUUGCACGAGCUGUUAGUGACAUGUUUCAUGAUGAGGUGGACGGAUAUGUGAUUUAUAUGAAAAUGACGGAAAUUCAAGAACAAGUUAAAAGCAUGCAGGCGAUGCUGGAACGUGAUUUUGUCCAUUUCUUGAGAUUGGAAGAUUCUCGCCUUUAUUCUCAUAUCACCCGUAUUGGAUCAACUCUUGCUAUUCUAUAUGAAAGCAUUGUUGCUUUGACUGCAGGUGGUUUGUCAGGCUGUUUGCCGACGUGAUGCCGAAUAGUUCCCUUGUGAGAAUUUGGGAUAAACUGGUGGCUGGUUCGUUUAUGAUUCUCGUUUUCUUGGGUGUUGCUUUGCUGAUUGUUUGUCAUCAAGCAAUCAUGAGGACUCGAGACGCAACACGAAUAUCCACAUUGCUACAAUCA